AUGGUCCAGGACGUGUUGCUCGGGCCUGUUCACAAUGCGCCAAACAACGUCUUUGGCGUGAUGGACAGGAUCCUUGCGCCCGGUGCAGUAGCAAGGGCAUGCAGUGCGUCUACUUACCGCAUGCAGGGACGCGUCGUGUCGAUCAAGGGUUUCGUACUCGUCGACGCCUACCGGAACUCAGGCCAUGGCGUACCCGGCAACACGGAUGCCAGCCAAAUGGUGAGACUGGCGGUUCCCAGAGACACGAACGCAGCCGGCCAAGCCAACACUAACAACACCAUCGUUGUGGUCUCCGCCCCGGCCACCAUGAGCUCGCAGGCCGACGCCGACGUAGCCGCUUCACGGGAAACCUUCAGGCCGCUGCCGAACUUGACCGUGCUCUGCCCAGACCGCGAUGCCAUGAAUCAGACGGACGACGCCGGCAACAACAAUACCAUUGCCGGUGAUUCGUUGACACAGUCACCGGAAACCACCAACGCCAACCUGCCUCAGUCAGGUAGCGUUAUGCGUCUGGACCCGACGCCUAGGGACCAUGCCAGCUUCGGUCUGGGUGACCUCAGCACCACGCCCUCCCAAUCGACGGUCUGCUUUCCCAGAGUCACCGCUAUCUAG
Molecule: messenger RNA, 612 nt
Organism: Diaporthe amygdali
Lineage: Eukaryota; Fungi; Ascomycota; Sordariomycetes; Diaporthales; Diaporthaceae
Exons: 3
Coding region: 1-612 (203 amino acids)
Source: RefSeq, a predicted model, not a curated record